GUGUCGCUGUACCUGGCCCUGAUCAUCUCAACUUUCUCGCUUCAUAUUACUUCUCCAAGAAUAUUUGAAUUCUAUGUAGUUAAGAAUGACUGCUGAAGAUACCGUGACACGAAAACCGAACGAAAACACAAUCUCUCCGUCCAAACCAGAAUUGAAACCUUUCCACUUCGAUCACUGUGCUGUACCUAUCGGUAAACAGACAUCGGGGGAACCUGAAGGUAAAAUGACAGAUGUAAACAACAUGCACACAAACGUUUCAAAAGAAAAGAAAAUGAAUGAUUGUAACAACUGUGCUAAUUCACCUGGGGCUUCACGAAGCAGGGAUCCGUCCUGUGGUUUAUACUAUGGUAUUAAGAGUUAUCUACAUCACUUCUACGGACCUCCGGAUAAAGAAGUCCUCAAGAGUGGUGAAUACGCACAGGGGGAUGACUUCCGGUUCUUGGCGGAGCCGCAGCGGAGGGGUUGCUGGGUCAGAGCGGGGCUGUGGAUUGGCAUCAACCUGGUGUGCCUGGGUGGUCUAGCACUGUUGGUAGGCUACAUGGUUCCUCCUCGUCAAGCAGUUGUAGGGCAAUUCCAGGAGUUCACGGUGUUGGACAGAUGGGCAGUCAACUUUAAUUAUCAUCUGAUGAUGUGCCAGUUGGCAGGACUGUUAACAUUAAGUUUCGGAGCAGUCGUCACUGUUUGUUCUCUAUUGGUCGCUAACUGCCAGUCCUCACCCCCGCCCCCCGCCUACCUAGUGAUGGGGGCCUACUUACCUACCCCCACAGGCAAACAGGGCUCUGCCCCCACCUGGGGUAUACACUGCAUUCCUCUCUCCGGAACCAUCAAAAGUGUACAGCCACAGUUUAUUGGGACUCAGUACUGAACACCUCUUCGUCCCAUUGGAAUCCUUUAACAUUUUCUAUUUGAAUUUGAGUAGUUUAUUAAAUAGAAAAUUUUGUAAAUUAGGCAGGGAAGCUGAAAUUAGAUGACUAUACCAAACUAAUACAGCAAUAAAAAAAUAUUUAGUUCAAUCAAUGGGCUAGGAAGCAAAAUUAUCAUAAUAUAAUACACACUCAACUUAACUAAUGUUUUGUACUAACUAGAAAAUACUUUUCAAAUGAUUACUCUGUACAAUUUUCUAAACACCAUAAGGGUAAUUGUGUUGUUGUUUUAUAUGCAUUUCUUUCAUAAAUAACCUACUAACAAUACUAAUAUACAAUUAAGCACUUUAAAGUUAAUUUUAAAUACUAAUUACUUAAAACAGAAAUUUAAAAAACAUUGUUUAAAUAAUUAAAAUCUUACAGUUAAACAAAUUUUGUAAUACUGCUGGUAAUAAGUGAGGCUGUUCUACUUACUUUGAUUAGUACCUUUCUACCAAUUAAGCCACAGCAUGAAUAACUUGAUGUUCUUAAAUGUAUUUAA
Macrosteles quadrilineatus (aster leafhopper) is the source of this 1404-nucleotide messenger RNA. RefSeq names its product neurensin-1-like. The transcript has 4 exons. Gene Ontology annotation, cellular component: neuronal cell body; transport vesicle; neuron projection. The record is from RefSeq and is a predicted model, not a curated record. NCBI's taxonomy places the organism in Eukaryota, Metazoa, Arthropoda, Insecta, Hemiptera, Cicadellidae. Gene Ontology annotation, biological process: nervous system development. The coding region runs from base 86 to 865 and encodes 259 amino acids.